Molecule: messenger RNA, 1843 nt
Organism: Lotus japonicus
Lineage: Eukaryota; Viridiplantae; Streptophyta; Magnoliopsida; Fabales; Fabaceae
Exons: 7
Coding region: 439-1635 (398 amino acids)
Cellular component (GO): membrane
Molecular function (GO): lipase activity
Source: RefSeq, a predicted model, not a curated record
GAAUCCUACGUUCCUCGCAUGUAGUUGUAGUACUCCCUCAAAAACACAAGAAAGUGAAACCAAAUCCAAUACAAUUUUCAAACAACACACAAAACCUUCUCAAUCCAACCUACAUACUCUGUUUUUCUCCUCUGUUCUGUUACUUUCCUCCAUUUUCAUUGCACUCAAUUUUCCAUUCAACAACAACAGCAUCAUCAUCACCCUGUUUUAGCUUCUCCUAUAUUUAGCAUCACAUUCCUCAAAACUAUUUUUACCUUCUGCAUUUUUCAUAACAAACAAACAGACAAAACUUCUAUCAUUUCUCUUCUCCUUCUUCUUUCUUGUGAUUUUUUUUUUUUCAUAAACAUUGAAUUUUCCAAGAAGAAAAGCAUCCCCAGAAGAAGGAGGAGGGGUUUGUUGAUAGAAAAUUUAAAAGGGUGUUUGAUUUUGAAGCUGAAAAUGGCGAGAGAGGCGUUUAUUCUGAAGGAAAGUGCCACUUUAUCUGCGAGAACGUUGAAGAGCCUCUUCAUGCUGAUGUACGCGGUGGUUAUGCUGAUUUUGCUGCCGUUCACGGGGCGGAGGAGGGUUUCUCCGGUUGAGAAAUCUGGUGCUGGAAAGGAGGAGAAGCUGCUGCAGCAGCAGAAUCAUCAUCACGAGUGUCACCGGAAAGGGGCGGUGGUGCGUGUGCCGGCUAAGAUAGUGCCGUGGAAGAGCAGUGGCGGCGGUGCUGCGGCGGUGAAGAAGGUGGUGGAUCAGGUGGUGAGGAGGGAUUUGGCUAUAAGGAGAGUGGUGGAUGAUGGUGAUGAGAGGUGUGUGAGGGAGUAUUGGCUUUUGGGGACAAAAAGGGGUGACACCAUUUUCACUCAGUGCUGGACACCGGUCUCUGCUAAGAUCAGGGGACUAGUUCUUAUUAUGCACGGGCUUAAUGAACACAGUGGUAGAUAUAGUGAUUUUGCGAAGCGGCUUAAUGCUAAUGGCUACAAGGUUUAUGGGAUGGAUUGGGUUGGUCAUGGUGGAAGUGAUGGACUGCAUGCAUAUGUCCAUUCUCUUGAUGAUGCUGUUUCUGAUCUGAAAGUAUUCAUUGAUAAGGUUCUGAGUGAGAAUCCUGGCCUUCCAUUUUUCUGCUUUGGACACUCAACAGGUGCAGCCAUUACUCUUAAGGCACUGCUUGACCCAAAGGUUGAAUCUCGCAUAGUUGGUGCUACAUUCACAUCACCUGCAGUUGGAGUUGAAACUUCUCAACCCAUUUUGGUGGCACUUGCUCCAAUAGUUUCCUUUUUGCUACCAACAUAUCAAUGUAAUUCUGCAUAUAAGAAAGGGUUACCUGUUUCUCGAGACCCAGAGGCUCUGGUUGCUAAAUACUCAGAUCCACUAGUAUGCACCGGAUCUCUUAGAGUACGAACCGGCUAUGAGAUUCUUCGAAUCACGAGCUACUUGCAGCAAAAUCUCAGAAAAUUGAGAGUUCCAUUCCUUGUUCUCCAUGGCACUGCUGAUUGUGUGACAGAUCCUGUUGCUUCUCAAAAACUGUAUGAAGAAGCUUCCUCAACUCACAAAAGUAUCAAAUUGUAUGAUGGAUUCUCCCAUGACCUCCUCUUUGAACCUGAAAGAGAAGAAAUCACUCAGGACAUAAUUCAAUGGCUGAAUAAUAGAAUAUGAGAUUAGGUAGAGAAGUGAGGAGAAACAUCAUGGAAUUUUCAAUCAUAGAAGAUUUGAAGGGCAGCACUUUCCUGAUCUAAUAUAUUGAUUGUAGAGACUGAAAACCUUAAGCCAUGUAUAUGAGGCAUAUACUUUGUUUUGGAAUGCUUAAAACCAUGUAAUCUGUUUCAUUUAUUUACAAAAUUAGUUAGGCAAAUAUCUUUUAUCA